ACAGACUUUGUUUAUCUUGCAGCUUGUUUGCUGAAAUGCUCUCCGACUAGUUAACCUACUUUCCCCCCCUCUGCGUUGUUAUUUUACUCUUCUCAGCCGUAGACGCCGAGAAGAGUGCGAACCCCCUUUUUAUUUCUCUCCUUGAUUCUGUAGCAUUUCCUCUCUUUUUUUGUAAUUUCAUUUCAUUAUUUUUUUUGUGUAUUUUUGCAGCAGAUACCGUGCAGCAAGAUAAAAAAAAGACUCAGGACUCCAGUUUUUUCCCCUCCAGCACGUGCCAUUUGUCAAAAGACACUACAUUUGUCCUGCAGACGUUUGGAUUGCUGCUUUUUUGGGGGGGAUUUCGUGCAGCUGAAGCUCGACAGGAGGAGCUCACCGUGAGGAUUUUUUAAUCGAGCAUUUGGAGAGCGCCAUGGCGACCGAAGUGGAUACGUGGUCCUCCGCUCCGAAAGCCGAAGGGGUGUUCUCUUUCGACGAGAACCUGGCAGAGGCUAACCAUCCCUACAGCGUCGACGAUGACUUGCUCAAUGAGGCGGAGGUGAACGGUAACUGGACGCCCCAAGAGAAAGCGCUCCACGAGGCGCGACUCAAAGCCAAAGCCAAGCGACGCCUGCGCAAGUCCUCGUCCCGCAACUCCACCAGCGAGUCUUUCUCCGAGUCAGGAGAACUGUCAGGAAGCGACCCAAACAGUCCAAAGGGCAAAGUCAACACCAAUGACCGCAAAUCCAGGACGGGAAAAGGCAGAGGCCUUCCAAAGAAAGGUGGGGCUGGUGGUAAAGGAGUCUGGGGUGCUGCUGGGAUGGUUUAUGAAGUUGAGGAGCCCGAUCUGAGGGACCCUAACUACGAUGAGGCAGCUCAGGGGGACACAGUUUAUGCAACAGUCGUGCCAGAGGUAGAUGAGAAGGAACUGGAGAAAAUGGUCAACCCAAUUGUACAGGAGUACUUUGAACAUGGAGACACAAAAGAGGUCCAGAUGUUGCUGAAGGGGCUCAACCUGGGUCCACAUAAGUACGAGUUCUCCUCCCUGGCCGUGUCCCUGUCCCUGGAAGGCAAGGCCAGCCACAGAGAGCUCACCUCCCGCCUGCUGUCUGAUCUGUCGGGCAAGAUGCUGUCACAAAGCGAGAUGGCCCGCGCCUUCGACAAGAUCCUCAAAGAACUGCCGGACCUCAUACUGGACACACCGGAGGCUCCACAGAUGUUGGGCCAGUUUGUAGCCAGAGCCAUAGCGGACCAUGUCCUUCCCAUGUCUUUCCUGGACUGUUACAAGGGAAAAGUGGACUGUGACCAUGCCAGAGUGGCUUUAGACCGUGCCGAAGUGCUGCUGACCAUGAAGAGAGAGAUGGUUCGUCUAGAUAAUGUGUGGGGCGUGGGUGGAGGCCUGAGACCUGUCAAACAUCUCGUCAAAGAGAUGAACCUCCUGCUGAAGGAGUACCUAACAUCAGGAGAUGUGUCGGAGGCGGAGCACUGUCUGCGAGACCUGGAGGUCCCGCACUUCCACCAUGAGCUCGUCUAUGAGGUUGUAGUGAUGGUGCUGGAGUCCAAAGGAGACACUGCCAGUCAUAUGAUGAUAAAGCUGCUGCAGUCCUUCUGGAAAACAGGCCUCAUCACUGUGGAUCAGAUGAACAGGGGUUUCCAGCGCGUCUAUGACGAGCUCCCAGAAAUCAGCCUUGAUGUGCCGCAUGCCCACUCUAUCAUGGAGAGCUUUGUGGACCUGUGUUUCCAGGAGGGAGUCAUCACCAAACAGCUGAGGGAUGCCUGUCCUUUCAGAGGACGGAAGCGUUUUGUCAGCGAAGGAGAUGGAGGAGCGAUCAAGAACUAAUCCACAAGACGAAGAACAGCAGGAAGAGGAGGAAGAGGAGGAGGAGGAGGAGGGGUGUCUACAGGUUCUUGCACCCUGUUCCCGCUGCAGUAUGUUUUCCCCUGAAACCGGGCAUGCUGGCAGUCUAAAGUUUCCUUGUUCCUCUCCUGAUAGUGUUGUCAUUACACAAACAAGCAUUGACGUUCGGUGAAAGUAGACUGAAGAGUCGUCCAGGCGUUCAGUUCCAUUCAUCUUGUUAAUCACUGUUUUUGACAUUUUUUGUAAGAAAAUUCUUUAAUUUUGGGGUUGAUGCUUCCCUUUCGCCUCAGUCUUUGUACCUGUUUCUCAAGAAUAAUUUGAGUCAGAGCUGCGGACAGAAAGGUGGACAGGCUCAGGAUUGUGGGAGAUGAAUUUGGGUGUUUUGUCUCUUGCUUUGCUUAAACCUGUUGCCAUGUCUCCAGUUUUUUUUUUUUUUUUUCAUGUAAAGCGCUUUAAAUGAAAAGCACUUAAAAGACAGAGCAUACUGUACAGUCAGUGAGCACUUAGUGAUUUUGCUCUACAACAAGAAUCUAAACCUUAUAUUUUCUGCCGCAAAUUAUUUGAAAAUAUUCCAAGGACAACAUGCUUUGUACCUUCUAGUUCAAGUGGUUCUAUUGAUCCUUUAUGAGCAGCGUUUAUUUUUUUUUAUUUGCAUCUUUGGUCUCGGAAGCCAAAUGUUCACUUUCUAAAGCAGAGCAGUCAAGGCAAGAAGUGUUUGGGCACUGGUUGGGUGGUUGUUUCAACUUUGCAUUGGGGCAAAUAUACUUUGGAAGCCCUUAUCUUAAAAAAGAAAAAAAAAAAAAGAAGUAAAAUAAAAAAUAAACCAGAAAUAUUUUGAGCACUCUGGCUGCUUGCAAUUAAUGAAUCUAUAGCUCAGAUGGUCAGAAAUUGAUUGUGGACAGGCCACAUUACAUUACGAAGCCAAACCUUCUGCAGAGAGCAGAAAUAAUCUGGAAGUUGUCUUCAAAUGUAUUUACCUGUCUCAUAUGUCUGUAAAAUGGCAACACCAGCUUUUCUUCAAAGACUAUGUUAAGCAUAUUCACAUAUGCAUAUUUUUUUUCUGCCACAGUUUGUAACAGUUUCAUGUUGACGAAAGAGAAAUAUGUCCCUAAGAAAUAUAUUUCAGUCAUUAAAAAAAAUAACAUAAUAAAGUUUCUGUAUUUCUUUUUUCUUGGUCAUGCCAGCAGUAUUGAUUAAAGAGUGAGCAGGAUUGAGAGGUUGGGCAGGUGUAGUGGAGAUGUACAUCAAUCACAUUUGUUGUUCAGUCAUCAGUUGUGAUCCUUAAUGUAUAUUUCAACCUUGUCUUUCACUUGUACCUGUAUCUCCUGUCAGUGUGUCUCAUCUCCCAUCUUUCUCUGUCACUAAUGGUCAGAACAGGUGUGAAAAUGUUAAUUUAAGCCUGAAGCAGUUUGAGGCCAAAGCUCUCUUGACUCUUGACCCCAUUUAUGGUACAUCUAAGAUACCUGGCUAUGUGUCAUAGCACAGCUUUAUAAUGCUUACAGUGUAAAUAAGUGGUUGAGGGAAAUUAUGUUAAAUGGUUGAUAUUCACAGGAUGCGCUCAUUCAUGCAUGCAGCUGUCCACUGUCAAAUAGAGGCUAUAAUGUUUGUUUUGUAUUCCUACAAUCAUCUUUGUACUAUUGAUUUAUUUUUGGAUCAGCAAACUGUUUAAAACACACUCCCUGACACAAGUACAUCAUUUUAUAUAUUUCAAUAAAAUUACAUAUUUCCCUCUACAA
Messenger RNA from Centropristis striata (black sea bass), 3570 nucleotides. It is a transcript of the gene pdcd4a, whose product is annotated as programmed cell death 4a. NCBI's taxonomy places the organism in Eukaryota, Metazoa, Chordata, Actinopteri, Perciformes, Serranidae. Gene Ontology annotation, cellular component: cytosol; nucleus. The transcript has 11 exons. Bases 410 to 1816 code for a protein of 468 amino acids. The record is from RefSeq and is a predicted model, not a curated record. Gene Ontology annotation, biological process: negative regulation of DNA-templated transcription.